Stegodyphus dumicola is the source of this 558-nucleotide messenger RNA. It is a transcript of the gene Tbp, whose product is annotated as TATA binding protein. NCBI's taxonomy places the organism in Eukaryota, Metazoa, Arthropoda, Arachnida, Araneae, Eresidae. Gene Ontology annotation, biological process: DNA-templated transcription initiation. Gene Ontology annotation, molecular function: DNA binding. The record is from RefSeq and is a predicted model, not a curated record.
AGCUGCGCCUGUUGAUUAAAGUAUAAAUGCUGUUAUAGAUAAUGCUAACGGUGUGUGUAGGAUAUUGAUACAUGUUCACACUUCCAAAAGAAUGCUUUGAAAUGUGUAAUUUUUUAAAGUUUCUCAAGUGAUAUUGUUUCAAUUAGCAGUUUUAUAAAAUCAUAACAUUCAUCAUGGAUAUAUCUGGUUCUUUCUUGAAUUUGGGUACCCCACUGUCUGUUCCGUCCCAACCUGAUCCCGUAGAAGAACAGCACAUACAAGAACUUCAGAGACAAUUACAACCUUCCCCUCUUCAGCCGCAACAGCAUGAUACUAUACACCAAAGCCCUCAAAAUCAGCAUAUUCAGCAACAGAGAACUGGGGUUAGUGUUAUCCAACCUUAUACUAGCAGCAGUGGAUUAACACCACAGCCCCAGUCUCUUUUACAGCCUCAAACACCGUUAACAUUUGUGGCCUCGUUGCCCUGAUGGUCUGGUAGUUAGAGGAGCCUACUGCAGUACCGAAGAGUACAUGUUUGAAUCUUUAGAAGGCAUGGUUAUAACUGUUCGUCUCUUCAUA